ACCAUGUUGUAUGUGAGGAUGAAUUCAAAUAUGCCUUAUUGGCCAACAAUUGUUUGUGUCCUGGAAUUUCAACAUUUGUGACUUUACUGCUUCACACCUCAAGGGGACAAGAAGGAAAUACAUCUCAUGAAGAAUGGCAGAGAAUAUAUGGGAAGUGUUCAGGGAAUGAAAUCUAUCAUAUACGACUUGGAGAUAGCAAAUUUUUUGGUGACUAUGAGGGCAAAAGUUUUACAUUUGCCUCUUUUCAUGCUCAUCGCAAAUAUAGUGUCAGUCUAGUGGGGAUCCAGAGGGAUGUUCAAGGAAACAAAAUUCAGCUGAACCCUGGUCCUCGGCACAUCAUGAGGAAGUCGGACAUUUGUUUUUACUUGAACAUUAGCAAAGAGGAGAACUCUGCAUUUAUUCUGGCUCAUCCGAACCAUGAUACAACUACAGUAGAUCGGACCAAGUCGCCUUCUGGGCAGGAAAAAUCUUCACGUGUGGCGAGUGUGAUAGCCAAUUAUUGUUUUUUUCCUCAGGGACUGAGUGUUCAGACAUUAGAGUCAGUCAAGAGACCCAGCAUCGGCCAAGUGCCUGCCACUAUUGACAGCAGUAGUAUUCGCAUCAGUUUGUGCGGGUCUGAAUCAGAGGAUGAUUAUACAGAGGCUGAUGUAGAAAGGGAAUUCCCAGAAUAUGUGUGUGGCUUUCCUCCAGUUGCUCCCUAUGUUGGGACGAGCCCUACACUGUGCCAUCUGAUGAGAGAGAAGAGGCCUUUUUGUUGUCUCCAGCUUGAUGCUAGUUGUGUCCACUGCCGCCAUCAAAAUGCCCGGGAAUACAACUGGCGUAAUCCAGCCAUUAUUGUUGCUGCAGAGCAUGCAAGUUCUGGACUUUACAAUUUCAUUGUGCCUUUGCGGUCUCAUGCCCGCCCGAAAAAGUUACUCAACCCAAUUGUCUUACUUUUUUCAAAAGAGCCAGAUGUCACUUUUAAAACCAUGAUCAGUUUUUUCCCUCUUGUUUUCUGGAUGCGAGGUUCCAUGGAUUGCAUAGAGGAUUUACUGCGUGCCGGUAUUAAUUCAGCAGAAAAUGUUGUGGUUGUCAAUAAAGAGACUUCAAAUUCACGUGAAGAGGACACACUGGCAGACUGCAACACCAUCGUCUCAGUGCAGACAAUAUUCAGGCUGUUUCCAAAAGCUAAUAUCCUCACAGAGAUCUCCCAUGCUCCCAACAUGAGGUUCAUGCAGUUCAGGCCAGAUGACCUCUAUGCUUUGUCCAUUUCCAAACAAGAGAAGAAAGAAAGAGAACGUGGAUCCAAUAUUUACUACAUGUUCCGCCUUCCAUUUGCUGCUGGGAAUGUUUUCAGUGCAAGUAUGUUGGAUGCAUUAUUAUAUCAAGCUUUUGUGAAAGAUUACCUAAUUACUUUUGUGAGACUUCUGCUUGGGAUAGACAUGUCAGUAGGGUCUGGUCAUCUAUCAUCUAUCAGAAUAACCAAAGAAGACCUGUGGAUCAGAACUUACGGCCGUUUGUAUCAGAAGUUGUGCUCCACUUCCUGUGACAUUCCUAUUGGUAUUUACCGCACACAGUACCAUUCGGGAACAGAAGCCCUUUUUACACCCCCCUGUCCCACAUACUUCACUGAGUUAACUAGGGGGGAGGGGGGAGACAAACCUAAAAAGAGUAUCAUGAUGGGCAGUCCCAUGCAACUAUUAUCACUGCUCUUAAAAAAUGAAAACAGAAAUUUGACGCCUGAAAGACAAGAAAUUAUUCAGAUGGUAAAGUGUAGAAUGCAGACACAAGGACUUCCACAGACAGAAUACAAUGAAGGCAGUGAUAAAAGAUCAACUAUUUCCUAUGUGAUUAUAAACCCAAGUUAUGACCUCAAACUUGAGCUGGGAGAUGUUAU
Molecule: messenger RNA, 1876 nt
Organism: Candidula unifasciata
Lineage: Eukaryota; Metazoa; Mollusca; Gastropoda; Stylommatophora; Geomitridae
Source: the annotation of a GenBank genome assembly